UCCAAACACCAAUUUAGACCGUUAUUUUUUAUAUCAUUACAGUUUACACAGUGAAGAAAAAAUACCAACGGCGGCUUGACCCAUUUCUUAGUUUUACAAAUGGCGACUUGGCAGGCGCGCGAUAUUUGAAUCAUUAAACAUCUCAAGCAAAGAAAUACUGAAAAAAAAUCUCCUUGGCGUUGCUCAAGUUGGUUGUAGGCUAUGGGUCAAUGGGAAAAGUGCACAAGAAACAUGCAUCAUACGUGAAUCUGAUCUCAACAAAAGAAGACGAAAUAAGAAGACAAAGAGAAUCAAUUCUUGCAGAUUUUCGUAAACAUUUCCAAGCAGCACCCGAUGCAGUAAAUAGAAGUGAAGCGAGCACGGCAGGUGUCACAGUUGUGACACACCCACCAGAGUCUGUCACAUUGUGCUACUCAUCAGAUGCUAGUGACUCCAGUAUGGGUAGUCAGGAUGAAAUACUUCAACGUAAACGAAGGAGAAAAACGAAGGCUGAAAGAAACAAAACAAGAUCUAAAUCAGUUUCUAGCAAGAAUGACUCAGACAGUAAAGCUGAUGUAAACAAGCACUUAAAGACUGCUCACAGCAUAUCUUAUCCAUUGCGAUCCAAAGGCCUAAGCCAGAGAGAUGACAGUUUCAAUGUUAUAACACAAGGCAGAUUAACAAAGAGACUUGGACUCUUUAACAAGAGCAAGAAGUCAGAGACAAUAUCGCGAAAACCGAUUGUGCUGACAGAAUCUACAAAGAAGGAAACCGAGGACGACUUGAAGAAGAUAUUAAACAUUCCUCAUGAUGAUAGCUCUGAUGUUCCCAUUGAGGUUGAUGUGCUGACAGUCAGUAAACGCAGUCCAGUAAUGCCCUCUGGCCAUUCAGCAGCAGUUUUAUACCGGCCUGUGGCUAGUAAGAAGAUGACACCAGUCUCCACACUGUUACAGGGGAAGUCUCAUACCAUCAGCUCCAUAUCCACUGGGAUCUCCACAUGUCCCAACUCAAUGGAGCUAGACAAUUUUUCCAAGAUUCUGCCAAUACAUGACAUAGUCCAAGAAUUAUCACAAAAGCUGCAAGACCAUAAGAUAUUCCGAGGAAUUAACACAGUCAGGGAAAUAUGUGAUGAUCUCAACAAACAGAUGAAGCACAAUGCCCUGCGGACUGUGACGCCUUGCUCCACCCGACUGCGGAUGUGUGUAUUGUCAAGUGGAGGCAGUGUUUGCAGAUCACUAGCAGACAGUUUCACCCCUCAGUAUAUAGAGAAUCCUUUCACACCUCACUCAGUGGAAAAGGAAAGAGAUUCUAAAGGCCCAACUUGGGCCAACCAAAACAGAGAAACAUCUUCUCUUGUGUAUGAGAAAGUGGAUGGGUCUGUCCAAAGUCAAGCAACCAUAGCACGACAUCGCCAUCAAGCAGGACACAGCUCUCUACAGGACAUACUAGGUGGUUCUCAUCAAGUCAACCAGCCACCUACAUCGGUCCGAGAUCUGGCCCGCCUAGCUCAGAAUACAAAUCUGAGAUCUCAUUCUGGGAUGUGUGCUUCAGACUCCGCAUCCAUGAAUGCAAUAGACCUUCUCAAACAUAAUGACAGCAUGUGCUUGAAGCGGGAAAUCAGCUGUACCAUACCCAACCCGAACCAGAUCAAACAGCAACCGUUGACUGCUUUAAAUCUUCUAGCACAAAAUGAUACUUUUAUGGAAUCUAGAAACCAGGACAGCUUCUCAAGUCUCUCAAACAAAGACAAAUAUGACGUAGUGAUGGCUGAUGUGUUGCCCGACAGAGAUGCAUUGAGUCAGAAUUCAAAUUCUCAGUCAUCAGGUUUCCAUAGCCACUCCAGUGAGAAGAUUAUGCCGUCACGAAGACAUCCAAUUUUUGAGCAGUUGCUGAAAGGACUGGAGCCCUCCCACACAGAGGUUCCAAGACACAGCCCACUAGACACUAUAGAUUCUUCAGUUCUGGAGAAUAGAUGUAGCCAUGGUGAAAUGCAUAUGGCUGUUGUUGCUGAGUAUCGAGAGGAGCCCAAGUACAUGCCUCAGUUCCAUGGCGACUUCUACAAGGACUCUCUGUGGUUUGAGAAGACCAUCUUGUCAAGUAUAGAUCAAGGAUCAGAUCGAAGACUUCAAGCAGACAUCAUGGAAACUGAUGCUCAUUCCAUGGACAUCCUGGAGUACCUUGACCGAGGCAACCAGGACUCACCAUCCACCUUUCCCCACAGCAGUCAGUCCAAUAGAACCGACUGGUCAAACACUGCUGACCCAUAUGCUCUGCCCAAACCCAUGUCACCAGAUUCACCUCAGAUGUUUCCCAGAAGACUAUACUAAUUGUGUUGUCACAAAACUGACAAGAAUCCCAUUCUCCACUUACCAAUAUGUUCAACAAUCACAAUCUUCACACCUUGAUGUUUUCAAGGAAUGGUCACUACAGCAGAUAUCCUCACUGUACUGAGUUCAAUAUUGCCUAUACUGACAACCUCUCAAGUGAUUGCCACCCAAACAAUGCCAGUGUUUAACACAUACGCUUGUCCACGGGACAAAAUACCAGUAAACAUUAGUCAUUUCCCUGUUUUUUUCUGUAACACUGCUCCUGUACAUGGCAAAGAGAUAUUUGUCAAAUCCCUGGGCCGUGUUGCUAUCUGAGUCUGCCUGACUGGUGUAUGGAGUGUGAGCAACCUUGCUGUGUUGUCAUGCAACAGUCUAGGGUUUUUAUAACUGGACCAAGCCUGCUAACACUUACUCAUACAACCACUGUUUCGUGGAGCAUGUGUCACCUGAGCCACUUACCAGUACCUGCGUAUCUUCACUUGGUAUUAUGUAUGAAGACAAGAGUUGUUGCCAUGGAGAGUGUUAGAAUAUUCCAUAGUGAUAGCUUGUGAUUGACGCCUUUAUUUAUAGAUGUAUUGCGUUACAUGCUUUCUGUAUUAAUUAUUUUUUCUGUUUUACUUGAAUGGAAAUUCUGAAUUCUGAAUAUUUAUGAAAUGAUAUAUCACAUGUAUAAUGAAUUGUUCAUUUAAUAUGUACAUACUAGUCAUUUUCAGUUUUUUUAUUUACAAAUGAAAGGCACCUGUGAUAAAUGCUGCAAUGGACUGUGUUUAAUGACAUGUAUGACAACAAUUUUACAAAAUUAUAUGAUGGCAGUUUUGGGGUGAAAAAUGAGUUUGUGUCACAAUUCAUCACAGAACUGAUUCAUCAUGAUAGAUGUGACUAUAAUACAGGAUCAUUGUGGGUUGCAUAGCAACAACUUGCCAAGGGUCCUGUAAGACCCCUGUUCUUAUUCCAUGAUUCUAACCAUAUAUUGCAGAGACACAUUAAUAUUUGGGCUAAAAGCAGAAUGCCAUAUUUCUGCUUAGCAAGUAAUCUGUCACUGUGCCCAAUUGAAUCAGAUCAAUGGAGUUUAUUUGCUUUAGUCAAGACCAAGAGAAAAACUACAUUGGGACAAACAAUAAGAGCUAUCCUCAAGUGUUCAAGUAUUACUACUAAAAUAAGAGGGUCAUUGUGAUUAGCUUUAGCCAAUAGUCAGAAGAAAAUGUCUAGUAAAAUUCUGUUUGGUAUGGUAAGCUCAGAUAAUAGAACUCCACGUAAUAACACUAACAUCUACUGAAAAUGAUUUUCAGUGUCAUGUUCAGGAAAGCAGACUUAAAGGUUUUGGCACAAGAGGAGUUGCAGAGCAACAACUUGUCAAAAGUGUUUGGGUUAUGUUCUAUAAGUAAAUGCCUAUGAAUGUUUCUAGCAACACAAUUGCUGAGACACACUAAUAGUUAGGCUAAAUAACAAGUAUUUGGAGGUGGUGGUGGAGAACUGUGGGAUAAUUAUUGUUUCAUAACUUUUUGAAGAUUUAAUUGUAAGAUAACAAUUGAGGUCACUAAGGUCUAAGGUUAAUUUCACAUCUGUAUUGACAGACAUAAUGAUGAAGCUGUGAUCCUAAAAUGUAUAUCAUGUCAUAUUACAUGAAACGAUGGCAGAUCAUAUGCCAAAUGAGUGUCUGUGAUAAUUGAUAUAUUGUUGUUAAAGCCUGUUAAUGUUCAACUUGAAGUACAGAUCUCUCUACACUU
Messenger RNA from Haliotis rufescens (red abalone), 4033 nucleotides. RefSeq lists its product as uncharacterized. NCBI's taxonomy places the organism in Eukaryota, Metazoa, Mollusca, Gastropoda, Lepetellida, Haliotidae. The record is from RefSeq and is a predicted model, not a curated record. The coding region runs from base 210 to 2306 and encodes 698 amino acids. The transcript is spliced from 15 exons.